Molecule: messenger RNA, 2479 nt
Organism: Platichthys flesus (European flounder)
Lineage: Eukaryota; Metazoa; Chordata; Actinopteri; Pleuronectiformes; Pleuronectidae
Gene: angptl3
Product: angiopoietin-like 3
Exons: 7
Coding region: 87-1523 (478 amino acids)
Biological process (GO): triglyceride homeostasis; phospholipid homeostasis; phospholipid catabolic process
Source: RefSeq, a predicted model, not a curated record
CAGCAAGGGAGAGAAACAGGCUCAAAGAAGAGGAACACAACAGCAGUGCAACAGUGUUUCAGAAGAUUACUGUCAAUCCAGAAAUCAUGAUGAAGCUGUUCUGGCUGUUGCUGCUGCUGCUUGCUGAUUUCACCACUGCAGUCCAUUUGAAAACCUCAGGUAGAGAAGAGCAAACCACCUUGCAACCCACGCAGCAUCCCCACGCCUCAACCACAGGACCGAGCCCCACUGAGGCAAAGUCACGCUUCGCCAUGCUGGACGAUGUCCGGCUACUUGCAAACGGCCUCCUGCAGCUGGGCCAGAGUUUGCGGGAGUUCGUCCACAAGACCAAGGCCCAGAUCAACGACAUUUUUCAAAAGCUGAACAUUUUUGACCGCUCGUUCUACCAGCUCUCCGUUGUCACGUCAGAGAUCAAGGAGGAGGAGAUGGAGCUGAAGAAGACCACCAACUAUUUGAAGGCUAACAAUGAGGAGAUCAAGAACCUGUCGCUGGAGAUCAACUCCAAGAUCAACGGCAUCAUCCACGAGCGCACGAAGUUGCAGAGCAAGGUGGGGAACCUGGAGGAGAGGCUGAAGGGGCUGUCACAGAGCUUGGUCCCUGCUGAACAGCUCAGUGAAAUCACAACACUCAGGGAUGUGAUUGACGCACAAGAGAGAACGAUCACCAAUCUGCUGAAAGCUGUGAAAGAGCAGCACGAUCAACUUGACCACCAGAAGGUCAAGAUUAAAAACCUGGAGGAAAAGCUAAGCUAUGACAGUUUUCAAGAUACAGUCGAUAAGCCAGCGGAUUCAGACCCUGCAGCUCAGAAUAUGUUUGAGUAUCUGACAGUAAACUCAACUGGCCUGGACACAAACGACCUCCCCGUGGACUGCAGUGAGCUGUAUAGCAAAGGAGAGGCCAACAGUGGAGUCUAUGUUAUCAAGCCAAACCGAUCAGAGCCAUUCAACGUGUAUUGCGAAUUGGGUUCAGAUGGUGGCUCAACUGUCAUCCAGCACAGGAUCGAUGGCUCAGUGGAUUUUGACCAGACAUGGGAGAAAUAUGAGGAAGGUUUUGGAGACCUGGAAAAGGACUUCUGGCUGGGCUUGAAGAAGAUCCACAGUCUCGCCCAGCAGGGAGCUUCCAUCCUACGUAUUGAUUUGGAGGACUGGAAGGAGGAGAAGCACUGGGCUGAGUACAGCUUCUCAUUGGACGGUCGCUCAAAGGACUACACCCUUCACGUCAGCCAUUUCUCUGGAAGCCUGCCGAACGCCAUAGCCAACAUAACCGACACGAGAUUCUCCACUAAAGACAGAAAUAACAUGAGCCAGCAAAAGAACUUCUGCACUCGCAAUUACUCAGGUGGUUGGUGGUUCAAUGGCUGCGGAGAGACCAACCUCAAUGGAAGGUAUUUGUGGCUGAGGGCAAAGGGACGCUCUGCGAGGAGGAAGGGCAUUCACUGGAAGCCAGGCACCGGGCCCUCGUAUUCCCUCCGGAUGACCAAGAUCACUCUGCGACCAGCCCAAACUCCUAACACCUACAACUGAACCCCCCCGACUCAUACCGUCUGCUCUCUACCAACACUGCUGGCAUUUUUCAUAAACGUUAGUAAUAUGUUACGCUCAACCGAUAAUCUUCAUAGGGAAGGGAAAGCAAAGUAAAUCAGGCAUCAAACAAAGAUCUUGAUUUAUAUGCAACAUUAAGCAGAUUGCCUCCUGAUACCAUUCUGACACAGACUGGUGCAGAGUCUGACUGAACGAGCCAAAAAAUUGCAGAAAAUGCUGAACUGUCGCACUGUUGCAACAAAUGCCACAUAGGUCGUUAACCUAUUGGGUCUGAUCAAGCAGGGACAGUAGAAUCCUCAUGAUGCAACAUCUGCAAUCACUUGCAAAAUGGACAUAUUGAUCCAUAAUCAGCAGCCCGAUUUAGUGCCGGUUGCAAAAUGUCACAGGACAGCAUUUGGGGGAAAAUCUAUGGGGACUCGUUACAAUCUAGCUCUUAAACUGAGAUGACCUGGCCAUCUUUUUGUUUUGUGAAAUACUCAAAAGUUAUUUUUAUCUUUGUGAUGUGAAAACAUAAUGCAUGCUAAUUAUAUACUGAACAGCAGGUUUCUAGGACAACACAGCAACAGAAUGGUCCAUACUAAUGAAUGAGGGCCUUGCUUCACCUAAUACAAAAAGUGGACAUACAAACCUUGGGCAGCAUAUUACAAAACGUUUCCUUUUGUUUGUUCUAUGUUUUUAUUUUUUUUACUGUGUAAAGUAUUUAAACCAUGUUCAUGCUAUUAUAAGAUAUAUGCUGGUACUCAUUUCCAUGUAUUUCCUAUGUUAUUGAGUCAUAUUGACUCUUGUCCAUUCUUUCAACUCUACUGUAAAUGUACCUCAUCCUAACACGUAACCCUGACAAGUAGCAAUGUGCUAACGAGUCAUGUUGACAAAAUAAAAAUCAAUGUGGCCCAACACCUUUCCAACAUGACUGCAUUGGUGGUCUGAGCCAAAUAAUA